Nicotiana attenuata is the source of this 1697-nucleotide messenger RNA. Its product is annotated as fructose-bisphosphate aldolase 3, chloroplastic-like. Lineage: Eukaryota; Viridiplantae; Streptophyta; Magnoliopsida; Solanales; Solanaceae. Gene Ontology annotation, biological process: fructose 1,6-bisphosphate metabolic process; glycolytic process. Gene Ontology annotation, molecular function: fructose-bisphosphate aldolase activity. Bases 205 to 1392 code for a protein of 395 amino acids. Gene Ontology annotation, cellular component: cytosol. The transcript has 6 exons. The record is from RefSeq and is a predicted model, not a curated record.
CGCAGCUAGAGUUGUCCGUACUGUUUACCAGCGGACUUUUCGAGGAACCCAAAAAAACAAAACUCUGUUUACACUCCUCUUUGUUAUAGCCGUCUUCACCAACCCCGAACGUCACUCUCCAUUAUUUAACAGUAGCCGUCUCUACCAAUUCUCAACGAAAAGCACAAUUUUCACAGACCAAAAAGACGAGGCCACUCUAAAAAAAUGGCAGCAAGUUCCAGUUUGUUGAAGCUAAACGCCUCUUCAUCUUCAUGGAUCGGUCAACAAUCGUUUAAUCAACGGUCCGGAUCUUCCUGCCGUUUGCCUUCUUCUACUCGCCGUGUUAACGUUAUCCGCGCCGGAUCUUACACCGAUGAGCUCCUCAAAACUGCCAAAACUAUUGCAUCUCCUGGAAGGGGCAUCCUUGCCAUUGAUGAAUCAAACGCAACUUGCGGAAAGAGACUGGCGUCAAUUGGUCUGGACAAUACAGAAGCAAACAGACAAGCUUACCGUCAACUCUUGUUGACCACUCCUGGCCUAGGUGAUUACAUUUCUGGUGCCAUUCUAUUUGAGGAGACACUUUAUCAGUCAACUACCGAUGGGAAGAAGAUGGUUGACUGCUUGCGCGAGCAGAAUAUUGUACCUGGGAUCAAAGUUGAUAAGGGUUUGGUACCCCUACCAGGAUCCAAUGAUGAAUCUUGGUGCCAAGGGUUGGAUGGAUUGGCUUCUAGGUCUGCUGAAUACUACAAGCAAGGGGCCCGUUUUGCUAAGUGGAGAACAGUUGUUAGCAUUCCUUGCGGUCCUUCUGCUUUGGCGGUAAAAGAAGCAGCCUGGGGUCUUGCUCGAUAUGCUGCUAUCUCUCAGGACAAUGGUCUAGUGCCAAUCGUCGAGCCUGAGAUUCUUCUUGAUGGAGACCACCCAAUAGAAAGAACACUUGAAGUUGCUGAACGUGUUUGGGCAGAAGUCUUCUACUACCUUGCAGAAAACAAUGUUGUUUUCGAAGGAAUUCUGCUUAAACCUAGCAUGGUUACUCCUGGGGCUGAACACAAAGAGAAGUCUUCUCCAGACACUAUUGCUAAGUACACACUCAAAAUGCUGAAAAGGAGAGUUCCUCCUGCUGUUCCAGGAAUCAUGUUCCUCUCGGGGGGACAAUCCGAAGUGGAAGCGACACUCAACCUCAACGCCAUGAACCAGAGCCCCAACCCAUGGCAUGUGUCCUUCUCAUAUGCACGUGCACUCCAGAACACCGUGCUUAAGACAUGGCAAGGUCGUCCUGAGAAUGUAGAUGCUGCACAAAAGGCACUCUUGAUUCGUGCAAAAGCAAACUCCUUGGCUCAGCUUGGAAAAUACUCCGCAGCAGGUGAAAGCGAGGAAGCUAAGAAAGGAAUGUUUGUUAAGGGCUACACCUACUAAGCACCCCGCUUUUGCUGCAACUUUAUGUACUUUCCAGUUUUUUAUCGUUUGCUAGAUUUGAAUGCUGAAGAGAGUUUAGUGGCGGACUAAUUGCUCUUUCUUCUUUUUGAUCUCAAAUUAGUGUACUUGAUUAAUAAGCUGCAAGGGGUGAUUCGUCGAAACACAAUCCUAGAAAUGCUCGGGUUUAUACUUUAUAUAUGAGGGACAUGUAUGUCUACAAGAAUGUUUAGAAUACCUUGUAUUAUCCCUAUAUUGAGAACUCUUUAAAUUAUGCAAUCUUUUUCCAAGCGCUCAUUGAUUUCAAA